Molecule: messenger RNA, 5131 nt
Organism: Pelmatolapia mariae (spotted tilapia)
Lineage: Eukaryota; Metazoa; Chordata; Actinopteri; Cichliformes; Cichlidae
Gene: pgap4
Product: post-GPI attachment to proteins GalNAc transferase 4
Exons: 2
Coding region: 342-1532 (396 amino acids)
Biological process (GO): GPI anchor biosynthetic process
Cellular component (GO): Golgi membrane
Molecular function (GO): glycosyltransferase activity
Source: RefSeq, a predicted model, not a curated record
GCCGUAUCUUAGGGGUGGUUGCUGUGACGUUCGGUCAUGUUAGCGAGGAACGGAAAGCGAUCGCAAAAAUCAGUGGAGAAACAGACAACAAGGACUGAGCUGAAACUCUUACCACUCUGUUGACAAGAAGAAGAGCCAAUAGCUGACGCAUUUUCCACAAGGCUAUCAGAUCACAGCCAUUUAUUCAGCCACAGUCACAGUCAUUAAGUUUCACUGCUGUGGUAAGUGCUAGUGGACUGCUAUAUCAUAUUGGGACACUGUAAAUGUUGACCUGAAUCCUCCAGGGCAGAUUCUCUUUGACUUUUUUUGUCAUCACAUGAUUUUACUUGGCAAAUUCCCCAAUGCCUCGAUGGAAAGUGUUCUUGAGCCAGUACCUGCGAUGGUCCAGCACAGUCACUCAAGCCCUCGCCCUGUCCAUCAUCACAUUUUGUGUCAUAUUUCCUCUGUGCUGCCAUCGUCUGCUGUACUCUUACUACUUCAUUAAAUCCAUGUACCUCGAUUCUAUGAGUGAAGUGGUGCUGCGGGAAAGCCUAGAUCGAGGUCAGGAGGCUCUGCGCUUCUGGCAGAGCUCUUCAACUACAGCAUCGUCCAGAUUCAACAACUUCACUGAACAUCCUGAACUGCUGGUCACUGUGGUAACAGCCAGGCGGAAGGAGGCACGGGACUACCACUACCUGCUCCAGGUAAUGCUGCAGCUGAGUAACAUUGUGGGAAGCUGUGGGGAGCAGAAGUGCGCGGAGGUGCUGGUCUGUGAUGUGGAGAGUGGCCCGCAGGAAAACCAGGAUGCCAAGCUGCUGGAGAGCCACUUCAGGGUGGUCCGGCGUUCACCUCAGGAGCAGCAGAGCAUACAGGAGCGAAUUAAUACCUUUGAAAAGGAGAAGAGGGAUUAUGUCUUUUGUCUCCGCAGAGGCUGGGAGCUGGUGAAGCCUAAAAAUAUUGUUGUUCUAGAAGAUGAUGCUUUGCCAAGAAAUGACUUUUUCAUUGUUAUAAAGGAUUUGUUGUCACGUAGGUUUGCUCUUCAUACUCUUUACAUCAAGCUAUAUCAUCCUGAAAGGCUACAACGCUACUGGAACCCUGAGCCAUACCGCAUUCUGGAGUGGGUGGGGCUCGGAUUGGUUGGCGCAACGGCUCUCCUCCUCAGCUUUCCUUACUGGAAACCUUGUUCUUUCUCGUUCACCCUGUCAGCUACCCAUCUCCUCUUUUUCACUCUAUACUUUAUGACCGCUGCAGAGUUGUUGGGGCGGCAUUACCUUCUAGAAGUCCGGAGAAUUUCCCCACAGCUGUAUGCCGUCUCGCCAGCUACUGAGUGCUGCACCCCAGCCAUGUUGUUCCCUGGCAAUGCCUCAUUAAGGGUGGCUGAGUAUCUAGACAGUUCAUUCUGCUACAAAGGGCAUGCUAAAGACAUUGUUCUGUAUCAAAUGGCCAGGACAGUCCAUGGGCAGAGGUCCCAUAGUGUAGAACCCAACCUCAUCACUCACAUUGGGGCUUAUUCCUCAGUCAGAGCUAACCCAUCCAGGCCCAAGCUCCUCUAACAGAAGUAGAAGAAGAACUUCUGACUGCAAGGUUCACUUUAAUCUGGUUUCUCCUUACUGGGUUUUGCUUUUUUACCAUCUUCUAGACUCUUUAGAAAUCUUAACAAAUUACUCAGUGAAUGUUGGUUUGGUGAUUUGCAUUGAAAACUAUCAAGGGAUUAGAUCAAUAUAUUAGUAGAUGUCUACGUUCCAGCUUGUAGACGCACAUGUGUUUUUAGUUCUCCAUCUCUUUGAUAUACAUUCAUUUUAAUCCACCCUGCAAAAAUUGUGUAAAAGGUGGUGAUGGUUUUUCUUCAGAAGAGGUUAAAAACCACACAAACUAAUGCAGGAAAAUAGCAUGUCCUAAAUUAUUUUAUAUAGAAAUGAUAGAUGGCAGAAAAUGUUACUUUUGACCCAUACCUUGAAAGCCUCUGCCACUUCUUUAUUGCCAAAUCAUCUAACCCACUCUCACUGAGCUGUGUGUGACCCUUCUGGGGAAAAGAAAAUGUAAACGGUUCUCUUCUUUGUUUACCUUUUUAAAAAAGAAGCCAGAUGCUGCCAGAAUGCCUCAUUGUUUUUCCUUUGUCUGUCCUUUGACUGUUAAAGGAUUUAUUCGGUUUUUAUAUACCAUAAUCACAGUAAAAUAAAAUUUGAAAAUGUAACUCCUUAGAGUAAGGAGAGAACAAUUCACCAGACUAUGCCUGAAGUUUCUAAAAUUAAGUUACGGUGGAACUGGUGUGUGAGAGUGAUAGCUGAUUUAGUCGCCUGUCGUGUUUACAUAUUUACAUUAACCUUUUGCAAAUAUGAAAGUGGGUAGAGCCAUUGGCUGUUGUACUCUUAGAUUGAAAUAGGUUUUCAUAUUGUAUGAAAGCUUAACAUAUCCACGUAUUUUGCCACCUGGGAUUUUCCUCCAAAAUGGUACGGGCAUUCAGAAGUCAACUCUAAUUGCUGUUUGCUGCCGAUUUUCUUUUCAGUUGUCUCACACUCGCUUUCUUUCUCUAGUUAUGCUUGUGUGUGUAUUUGCAUGUGGUGAUGAAACGUGAGCCCUGGCUCAUAAAAGACUAAUGUCUGAGGACACCAUUCCUAGUUUGGGUGUGGAUUUCUUUGUUUUAAUUUAACAGGUUUAGUGAUGUAACAGAAUGUACACUCGUGGCUGUUCACUCACAAUGAACAGUCUAAAAUUUUGGUUUCAGCUCAGGCCUGCUCUUUUCUUAGUUACUGCUAUUAACCUUUUGCAUGUGACUCCUGUAAAGCUUACACUGAUAAGAGCACAUUUAUCAUUGAAGUGCACGGUACUUGUUGACACACUGCCCAUGAGUUCAUUCAGUAGACAGAAACGCCUUCUGUUUUGUAAUCCAAUGCCGAGCUGGUUGAGCAAACACUCCUUCCUGCUGAUUCUGAAAUAAAAAACCGCCUGCUCUUCCUAAAAACACUGAACUAACCACUGCUGUUAUCGCAGAUGAUGGGAUUUGCGAUGUCUCCUUACGUUCUGAAAACACUGGGAUGCUCCAGUUUACUGAAGUGAUUUAAUCAAGUGUCAGACUGUUUAUCUAACAUAAGCAUCUCAGUACUCAUUUUGUCUCAAUCUGAAUCUACCUUUACUGAUGUCAAAUUUCCCUCUAAAUUAAUUUUUAAAUAAUGAUAUGAAUUUAAAACCAAUAGCAAAUGAAUUCUGUAAUCUGCUACUGGUGGCUCUGGAAGUAUAAGAAGUUAAACUCCUGAAGCUCAAAGUGGCUUUUGUUAUCAGCUCUAAAGCUCCAAAUGAGAACAGAAGAAACACAGAUAAUGACUCUAAGGAUAAACUUUAAAAAGUUAUUUGGUGAAAAGAAUUAGAAACACUUUUUUCUGGUUUCUGUCGUGUUAAAAAAACACCAAUGUCUGAAAACAGAAAGAAACAGCCAGCAGAGCUUCAUAUGAAGGUGGCAAAGUCCAGCAGCUCACAAAGUUUACUCAUUAACAGGCCAUAUCUCAUUUUUUAGUUCCCAACAUAAAGAAGGGUAAACGUGGUAUGUUGUAACUUUAUAGUUCGUUAUAUCUGUUUCUCAGCUACGAGCACUGGUGCUUUGGUGUUUGUACAGAAACCCUUUCUGCCUAUGAAUGCUGCUAUGCUUUCUGUUUUACACUAAAUUCUGUUUUACUGACUGGCUGCAAGCUGGUUAGAGAGUAUCAAAGUGAAUCUUGGCCAGAAACGGGAAAAUGAGAAAUUCUCCAAAUGUACACAUCACAAAUUUGCCUUAUUUUAAUCUUCAUUUUUUGUUAGAUUUUUCUUUCUAAAUUUGAGUGAAUGUUAGCAAUUCAUUAAGGACUGAAAUAUUAGAAAGCACAAAAUGUCUUAUUUAUAUUAUUUUGUGUUGACAGGACAUAAUUUAUUUGGUAAAGGGCUAAGUGACAAACCAGAUUUAUCUACAAGCAUUAUAUUUUAUUUGUGGCUGGUUUGAGUAAAUGCCAUUAUCUAUGAUUACUGGUCUGAUUUUUUUCUUUACCUAUAAAGAACACUUUAAAAAUUAAUACACACCACACACAUUUAGAACAUAAAUUAAAAUAUGAUAGAAUAUCAGUUUUAAAUGAAAAAAUAAUUAAAAUCAAAUCAUUGAUUUGGAAAAAUUAUCAUUCAUAUUUUGUUUAAAAGAAGAUAGAUGUUCACUUUAGCUGUGGCUGUACAAGAGAAGUUAUCAGAACUGACUGCUUUGGUUUUUAUUUGGGUUUUUCUUUCUCAUAUAUAGAUUGGAUGUAUUUCAUUUCUAAAUCAUCAGUAUUGAUGUGACUGUUCACUGUCAUAAAUAUUUGAGUUAAAAUUGUGUGAGGUUUAAAUGAUUUUCUCUUUAAUGCUUCUCUUUCCUAAAUUGUUCAUCAAAUUACAAACUGUAUGGAUAUUGGUCAGAAUUAUUGAAUGACCUGAACUGAGUGAUACAUUUAACUACUUCUGCUGUUUGUUUUUUGUUUUCAAGCACUGAUAUUUUUACUCUAGUAAGCUGAAAAAUUGUAUUUAAAUUUUCACUUCUGAUUUGGGUUUUCACAUGUCUUGUUUUCACUGUGAUUCUUUUACUGAUUUUACAAUUAAUACAAUAAAUCUAGAGUUUCGAGUUACUUGUCUCUCGGGGAGUUUGUAUACAAGCACCAUCUUUGUUACUGUUCAGGAUAAACCCAAUAAGGUGCUGGAUGGGAUUUUAAAGAUGGGGAGUUCUGGACUUCAUUGCACACAGUGAGACAAACGUUGAAGCUGAACCAUCCAAGCAGUUGCCAUGAGCCAGGUGCUUAGCUGAGCUUUGGUGUCCCCGAGAUUAACAAUGUCCUUCAGAGAGCUCUCAUAAUUCUUCCCAAAACAUCGGAUCCUUUGUUCUUGGGUUGGAAUCUCUGACCUUUGGAUGCUGAAGGUGUUUUUUGUCAGAUUCAUCAAUUGGAUCGAUGAAGUCAUCAUGAUUACAUCGUCCAUGAACUCUCGGCGGGUGCUGUCAUCUGAUUUAGGACCUCUGCACUGCGUCCCUCUGCCUCUAGCAGUGGAUUCAUUGUGGCGAUGAACAAAAACAGUAUCCAUGCCAUUUAGUGGGGUUCUUUCCUUAUCACUCGCCUUCAGCCACCUUUUCUUGAGCGUUCAUAGUUUUUCCUGUACUUCCCUUUAU